AUCACUCCUGUCGCUUUAAGGACACUUAUCAAAGCCUUAUUAUGCGAAUUGAAAAUACCAUGAGCCACUGAGAGACUCAGCAGCCAGGGGACGGACUGGAGUGGAUUUAUAGGAAACUCAACAUUAUCAGAGCUGGAUGAGACAGCUUCAUCGCCUUGUGGAGUUUGAUUACACACCGGAUGGCUGGCUUACUCGGACGGUUCGGGUCAUUUAGGAAAUAUUGCGCAUAAGUAUCUCUCAGACUUGGGAUCCUUUGCUCCUGAAGCGCAGAGAGGAAUACGGUUUAAAAGUCAACGCGUUUCCAACGGGAUUAUUCACUCAACCGACAGCCAAAAUCGAUACGUAGCCUACUUAAGCGUCCGUUUGGUUUCGGACGGAUAGUAUCCUGAGCUCUGUAUGUGACAGCCUUGGAUCAUGGAUUGGGGUGGUGGAAAACAACAACGGCCAGCGACAUGAUUUCUCUGCGCUGUCUGCGGUAUGCUGCGUGGUCAGGCUUUAACGUCGCUUGUUAUUAUUCCCCGUGCAACAAAAGUUGCAAAGCGAGUGUAAUGUGUGGAUUUGAACUGUUUCGCCGUUUUGCACCUGCUUUAACGGAUACCGCGUCGACACCGUGCAGAUUCGUGACAGAAUAACGUGCGGAUCCGCGCCGCUUGACUCUAUCUCUGCCGCCUGGAUGGGAUACUUGAACAUUUGCUAAUCGUAAUGGAGAUUUGAGAGGUUUAUACUCAAGGUCACUGAGUGUUUAAAGGCUGUAUUUGCGUCGCUAUUUACACACACACACACACAGCGCUAUCUUCGCGUUAUAGCGCAGCCUGUAAUUCUCGGUCCAGUGUGUGAUAUUUGUUAUUACACGGUGCAGCGAGCGUGUAGGCGUGCACGUCUUGUGGAGUUAUAUUUUCUUUUUUCUUUUUCUUUCUUUUUUUUUAAAUGAACAUUUUCAGUUGUCUUUUUGACACUGGAAGCUGUCUGUAAGAACAUGGAUGGGAAAUUGAAGCAGGGUCGGAGAUGCCGGUCCAAGCGGGAGAGGGUGCGGAGGUUGCGGGAGGCAGGGAGCAGAGACGCCCGCAGCCCCGACCCCAACUCCUCCUGCUCCGACAGGGAGGGACACAGUCCAGGGAGGGACACCGCCUCCCUGCCCGGUAAAAAGGCGCCGCACCCCGCAGCCGCAGCCAGAACCCCUCGCCCGCCUCGGCGGAAGAGACGGGAGUCCAGCUCGCAGGAGGAGGAUAUCAUUGAUGGAUUUGCUAUUACCAGUUUCAUCAGUCUGGACUGUUUGGAGAAGAAGUCAGGAAUUGUGAAAACACAGGAGAAGAAGGAGCGGUGGAAGGAGAAAAAGGUGGUGAAGCGGCAAAAGAAGGAAGACGAGGAGGUGCAGGAGGAGGAGGAGAAUGUCCAACCGGUGGUGGAUCCCCUGGAGAAUGGCUUCCUCCAUCAUGCUCAGCGGGAACAGGAGAGGAUGAAUGAGAGGCUGCUGAAGAAGACCUACUCCAAGAAGAACAAAACGAUAAAACCUUUGGCACUACGUCCGGUCAAAGUCAGCGAGGAUGAGACGUUGCAGGAACUCAGUCGACCGCACAGAAGCAACUCCAAGGAGCAGCUUAGUGAGAGUUCCACUCACUCGCUGUCAGGCCGCGGCUACUCGGUGCAGCCAGCAGCAGUGGCCCUCCUCAAGUGUGACAGCGAGAGUGACAUUGACGACAAGCCACUGGCAAGGGACAAAUACCACCAAUGCGGAAUCCCUGCGAGCCAGCGCACAGACGCGGGAGGAGAAGAUAAGCAGGAGUGGCUUACUACCCUGGUAUCUGAUGUAGGAUCAGAGAAGCUCUUUUCCCCUACCACACCCAAAGGUGUGCCAACGAAUGAGAGUCCCGAGUCUAAGACUUGUACUUCAGCCAAGGUCUCAGGACUUCAGCGCAGUCAGGAGCAGAGCAACACUGAGGUGCCCUUUGCACCUCCCGUGCCCAGCCCUACCCCGGCUUCGGCACCUACGGGCUCCCCUGCACCUGCAGCAGCGGCAGCCCCCCCAGAUCCUCCUAGGUUCUGCCUCCCCACCCCUCCUCCUCUCAGUGUCAAGAAGGAACAGCAACCUCCACCCCCUGUCCCCACCCCACCCCUGCUGAAGGCAUCACCCCAUCCCCAGCCCCACCCUCCUCAUCCACUCUCACACCAGGAGCCCCGUGUUUUUCCACCCCUACCCCACCAUACGCGGCCAGUCAUCAGCCAUCAAGUGCAUCACCCGCUGCAGUACAACAGCCUCCACGACAUCAGCCACAGCAGCAGUCCAGUGGGUCUUCCCAAACAGCACUUACCCCCAUCCCCUCACCACCACCUCAGUGGGCUCCCAUCCACGGCUCCUGCCUUGCCUCUGUCCAUAGCCAAUCUCUCUACCUCGCACUAUUCCUCCCUACGGAGCCCUGCGCAUCGCCAUUCGGCCAUGUUUGCAACCCCAGCCACACUGCCGCCACCACCGACCUUACCAGCUAACAGUUUAGUGGUGCCCGGGCACCCCGCCGGCACCCCCUACCCAGAGCAUGACCUUCUGAGGCAGGAGCUGAACAACCGCUUCCUGGUUCAGAGUUCAGAGCGGGGCCGGGGGCCGUCUGCCUCGCCGCUGGCCCCCGUGUCACUCCUGAGGGCCGAGUUUCACCAACACCAGCACAUGCACCAGCACCAACACACCCACCAGCACACCUUCACGCCCUUCCCCGCCAGUCUGCCCCCGGCCGCCAUCCUCACCCCGCCCACCGCACCCCCCAUGGUGCGUACCCAAGCCAGAAAUUUCGACAAGUACACUCCCAAACUGGACAAUCCAUUCAUCAGACAUUCAAAUUUCUUCCCCUCCUAUCCCCCAACCAUGCCAGGCAUGCCCCCGCUGCUCCCACACUCAGGACCCUUCAGCUCACUGCAAGGAGCCUUCCAGCCCAAGGCUUCUAAUCCUAUCGAUGUGGCUGCACGUCCUGGAGCAGUUCCUCACACACUGCUACAGAAGGAUCCACGGAUAAGUGAUCCAUUCAGGACAUCUGUAAGGAAACCAGGCAAGUGGUGUGCGGUACAUGUCCAGAUCGCUUGGCAGAUCUACCACCACCAGCAGAAAAUGAAGCAAAUGCAGCUUGACCCCCAUAAACUAGACAUGAACGGAAAGCUGGACCUGUUCAGUCGACCCCCAGCCCCAGGAGUCUUCCCUGGCUUCCCAUACCCUCAUGACUUGGCGAGGCCCCUUUUCCCUUCAACAGGCCCUGGACACCCAGCUCCCUCUCCAUAUGGCCCUGCCCCACAUCCCAGUGGCUUCCUGCCUCCUAGCCACUUGGCAGGUAAGUAUCCUUUCAGUCGCUCCAGUUCCUUUGGCGGCCUCGGCAACCUUUCAAGCAGUGCCUUCGGAGGAUUAGGCAACCCUUCGCUUGGGUCCAAUAGUAUGUUUGGCUCCAAGGAAGGGCCAGGAGGACUGCCCACAUUUGGCAGCCCCCACCAAGACACCUGGAACAGACUUCGACGCACACCACCGUCUUUCCCCACCCCACCACAGUGGCCCAAAACUACAGACAUUGAGAGAAGCAGCUCCGCCAAUAGCCAUGAGAGAGAGCGAGACAGAGAAAGAGACAGAGAGAGGGAGCGAGAAAGAGAGAAAAGAGACUCAUCUGUUGGAAAAGAGGAGAAGGAUAAGGACAGGGAUUCUGUGGAUCGCAACCGCCACUCCAACCGUUCCUCUCCUGCUUCAGCGCCAGUCAGCUACCAGAUCAGCAGCCUUAUUCGCUCAAACAGCCAGAACUCCAAUGAUUCAGGUCGGCAUCACAGUGGCAGCGUAGACCGGGUCCGUGAGGCAGAGAAGGAGCUACUGGAGCGCCACAGAGAGUCUUCCACACUAGCUGACGUUAAAGUGAAGGAGAGCCGCUCACCAGGCAAGGAGAUGCUAGAGAGGCGAAUGUCAGAGGAUUGCCUAAAACCUGCUCAGCGUUCCCCUUCUCCCUACUCCAAAGUUGUUAUAAAUGAGCAGGGAAUGAAGAUGUCAGGUGGGCCUCCACCUACAAUGAAGGACAGCGAAAGAAAAGAGCUCCCAUCUGCAGAGCUCCUCCACAAAGUCAAAAAUGACAUGAAGAUUAAGGAGGAGAGGAAGGAGGAACAAGAGGUCAUGGUGGUGAGUUCAGAGCCACCACCUCCACCACAAGUCCAGUCUCUUUCUGUACCUGUCAACCAACCAGGAAAUCCUCAUCAUCACCACCCACCUCUGUCCCAACAGCCUCCCCUUCCCUCUCCCCGUGGUAGUGAUAUCCCAGCACCUGGCCUCCAAGGUGUUCCCAUGGCACACUCUCUGCCACUUUCUAUGAGUGCUAUGCCCCAGAUGGGCAGCCUCAAUGUGUUAGAUAGGGCUCGUAUGGCCCCCUUUAUGGGUGUGAGCCCACUGGCAGGAAGGGAGCGCCUCCCACACACAGCCUUUCCUUGGGACCCACUUAGAGAGGCCUACCGCAGCCUGGACCUGCAGCGGCGCAUGGACUUCCAGCUCAGGGCCGAACAAGGACACCGCUUUCCUAAUGUAUAUGAACAGGAGCGAGUCUACCGCGAAAGGGAGGCGCAUGAUUACUCACACCACGAGCACCUUUUGGAGGUGCGCAGGGAGCACGAGAGGAUGCGACAGCAGGCAGAGGAGCGAGAGCGUCUCCACCUGAGGGAGGAACUGGACAGAGCACGCCUCCAUCAGCUGCACCAGUCCCCAAUUGAGGGCCAUCUACCCCACAUGCCCCCCUUUAUGCCCCACCUUGGCGGCAUGCCCUACCCAAGACUUAGCCCUUCCACGGGACACAAUGGUCAUCUGAACAGAACACCCCCUACUGCUGCACUAAGUGCACCCCCACCCCUUGUACCAGCCAGCAGUGCCAGGCCAACCUCACCGAGGAGGACUACACCCCUCACCACCACCCAGGACCCACGGGACUACUCCCCAUCUCGCAACCCCAAAGAAGUAGAGGCUCGGUAGCUUCUUGGAAUAGGGCACAAAUUUUCAGUGGGUGAACUCUCAAGCCCCACUUCUCUUACCUGGAAUUCUUGUUUGGAACAAAAUGCACUGCUCCUCUCCGGAGAAGAGCAAAACUCCCUAAGGGAAAGGGUAUGAUUGUACAAAGUAAGGAUGUGUAAGGCUGAUUAAGCACAUGCCAUGACUUUAUUUUUAGUGGACUGGAGGUUUAAUGAUGUCGGAAAAGAAAACACAAGUAAGUGUAUGUUUAUUUCCGACUUAAAUAUUUGAUAAUUAUUAAUAUAUUAAUCAAUACCUUUUUUCUGCUUUGUGCCGAAAAAGAGAAAGAGAAAUGAGUUUGUACAUUUCCUAUCCUUGUUCCAUGUAUAGAUAUCAUUUCUAUGAAGUUUAUGUAUUUUGUGCAUUAGUCCUGCCUUUUACAAUAUUUAUCCCAGCUGAUUGUGAGACAUAUCCCUUAUGAUAAUGUAAAAACUUGAUUUUGGAUUAAACCUUCUGUAAUUUAACCUCAUGGUACCAGGAUAUCCUCAAUGAUGAAAAUGUACAUUAAUGCUACAUUAAUGACUCGUUUUGUUAAUUUGUUUUGCCUUUGAGAUAUGCAGAUAAAUAUAUAUUAUGAGGUAUUUGUUCAGUCUCUGUAAAGAAAACUGAUGUAAAUAACCUGUUGAUAUUCUUCGCUGCAAGAUUACAUUGUAAAUUUAUUAGUCUUUUUAACCAUUUCUAGAAAAAACAAAAUUAAACGAAACAUGUGGAAACACUUGCUUGUUGAAUAUCAAGGCAACAGACAAGUCUGGCCAACGUAUGGGAAGUAUGAAGGGAGGGUGUUGUAAGGAGGCCUGGAUGGAUCAUCUGCAAUCUAUGCAAAGCAGCACACAGCACCCUGAUGAAGAAAUCACAUGGAGGAGCCAAACAAUACCAGAGAUUCUGAGAGAAACUUGGAUUAACACAUGUUUAUAUGUACCAAUAAAAUAAUGACAGGAGUAUUAAAAGACUUCCAAGUCACAAACUGGACCAGCCCUAGAAUGAAAAGAGGGACACUUUUCAGUGGAUGGCAAAAAAGACUUUCUCUGUCAACCUUGUGGUGUUGUGCAGUUGUUUUUCUUAGACUCUUGUAUACAAAACAAGUAGAGUUUUAGGCGUUGAAAAAAAAGGAAAAUGAACAUUCAUGGUUUAAAAUGUACGGAAUAAAGUUUGGACCUAA
Molecule: messenger RNA, 6164 nt
Organism: Melanotaenia boesemani (Boeseman's rainbowfish)
Lineage: Eukaryota; Metazoa; Chordata; Actinopteri; Atheriniformes; Melanotaeniidae
Gene: fbrsl1
Product: fibrosin-like 1
Exons: 21
Coding region: 977-4969 (1330 amino acids)
Source: RefSeq, a predicted model, not a curated record